CGCGUCUCCAUUCCCACACAACGUCAUCAUGGCGCCUACGCGCUCUAGCAAUAAAGAAGUCAAAAAGAAACGGAGGGGCAGACCACCAGGAAGUCGCAAUUCCACCGUCGGCUCGAAGCCAGCGCCAAAGCCCGGUACAGCAAAGAAGAGGAAGCCUUCAGCCAAACAGCAGCCACAAGAAGCCGAAGAUGAACUAUCCCUAAUAGAACCAGCUCUAUCAAACCGACCAAAACCUCGCAAGCGCAAAGCUGACGACACUGCCGCUUCCGCGGCUGAGCCAGAAGCCCAGUCUCGCAAGGAGUAUCUACGGCUCGAGGCAAAAUCAAGGAGAAUCACACGCGACCAAGUCGACAAAUGGCCAGAAAUAUCACCCCAGGUCUUGGAGCAGAUCCUCGCCGUGGUGCGCAAUGCGAAGAAGGACACGGCUGAGACACAGCGGGACGAGCGGAAGGUCAUGACUGCAUACAACACGCUUAACCCACUUGUACGAAGACUAGCACGCCAACUGGCUGAGUCGCGGAUUCCUCCACAAGCCAAAGACAUACAUUUUAACAUCGAUAAGCUGACGGAGCGCAAUGCUCAAGUCUCGCGAGAAGUCACUACUGCGCGACACUCGAAGCAGCUGCUCAAUGAGCAGAUCAAGACCGCCGAGCACUUGCUUGGCAAGGACGAAGAAUACCUGGAGUCGAUGAAGAAGAACGCAAAGACGUGGAGGGCUGAGUGGAAACAUCAGCGGAAGCAUGGACGUCUCCAUCCCUUGCUCCAAACCGACAACGAGGUCGCUAUUGAUGGCGACCGCCCUGAGGAUAUUGGUCUGAAACCACGAAGCUCAGUAGAUCUUUCGUCCCUCGACUCGCCCGACUCCGACCUUGGCCCUGUGCUUGAACAAUUGAAACGCAGCUUAAAGAACAUGCAGAACAACCAUAUCCAAGUAGAGGGCCUCGAUACGGCAAUAGGCAAUGCACAAGCUGCGCUAGAUGAUGUCCUAUUUCGGCAUGCCAAUGCUGCACAGUGUGCCAACUUGUGAAAUAUUGAGAUGCGGAUGCGGGACAAGAGUUUUCUUUCCUUGUUAAGGUAAUGUAAACAUACUUAGGCGCAUAAAGCAACUUUGGGGAAACGAGUGACGUUUGUAGGGGUUGGCGUUUAUCCAAUACUUCAGGACGGGUUUCAGGAUUACUACUACUACUACUAUAUUUCGAGCACUAUGUAGUAUACGAAGACAGCCCGUAAGAGGCUGUGGCAGGUUGGGCGUGGGGCUCAACGAAACUGCAAUACUUUCGGCAUCCACCCCCAUGUCUCCCAGUUUUGGAGCUGAGAGGGGAUCCGACAGGGUGGUCAUCGGAAAACGUGCAUGUGGACUCUGGUAGCUUCAAUACUCUCAUGUAGUGUAGCAACAAAAUGCCAAAUGUGAUUGGCUCCAGCUGGCUCUCAUAUCGCCGCAGAACCACAC
Molecule: messenger RNA, 1450 nt
Organism: Bipolaris sorokiniana ND90Pr
Lineage: Eukaryota; Fungi; Ascomycota; Dothideomycetes; Pleosporales; Pleosporaceae
Exons: 3
Coding region: 29-1027 (332 amino acids)
Source: RefSeq, a predicted model, not a curated record